Messenger RNA from Ruditapes philippinarum (Manila clam), 3443 nucleotides. RefSeq names its product CCR4-NOT transcription complex subunit 2-like. The record is from RefSeq and is a predicted model, not a curated record. Bases 184 to 1926 code for a protein of 580 amino acids. The transcript has 17 exons. Lineage: Eukaryota; Metazoa; Mollusca; Bivalvia; Venerida; Veneridae. Gene Ontology annotation, cellular component: CCR4-NOT core complex; P-body. Gene Ontology annotation, biological process: regulation of DNA-templated transcription; nuclear-transcribed mRNA poly(A) tail shortening; regulation of stem cell population maintenance.
UGAGACCGGCAAAUACAGGGAGAGUACGUCCAGAAGAGUUGUCGUACUUUAAACAUAGGGGCGCUGUGAUGCACUAAAUCAGUUUUUCAGCAAGUAAGAGUACUCUUGACGGAAAAGAAAGCAAUGUAAAUUUUUAUUUUCCAAGAUCUAAAUUUUUAAGUGCCACAAAGGCCAGAAUAUCAAAUGGAUGGUAACAGUAUGGUAAACAUGUCAAGUAUGGCCAAUAGUUUGGCAUCUAGUCUUGCAAACUCUAACAGCAUGGUUGCUGGCUUCUCCAACAUGAGUGUGGCAUCUGCUUUCGGAAAUCCUAAUAUGGGAACCAGUAAUAUGGCCUCAGGAUUUGGAUCACAAAAAUAUGCUGUGGACCAAAUGUCUUGGAACUCACAAAAGUACAUGGGUGAUGUUUCAUGGAACACACAGUUUGGGUUGGGAAGAAAGCCUGCAUCAGAAUUGUCGCCUGGGUCACGGAAAACUAUGACAGGUCCAUUAAGUUCAAGCCAACAACAACAACAGUUACCUACACAAGGACAACAGGCAUUUAAUAUACAACUCCCUAAACAGAGAAAGUCGGGAGGAUUUUUCGGUGAAGAGGAAGACAAUGAAACUAGCAUGUUUUUUCCUGGAUCUUCUAAUAUAUUUAGACCUGAAAAAGAUAUGAUGAGCCAGUCCCAGUCACCGUCCAACCCUUACAGCUUUGGAUCUAAUUUCAACACUUCACAAGGUAUAAAUAUUCAAGAUAGAAAAUGCUUGUAUUACAUUGGAAACAUAAUGAAAGAUAAAUAUAUUCUAUAUUACAGAGGUGUAAUAUCUGCAAUAGGACAACAUCGAGCCCCAAUUUCGGCCUUACAGAAGAGACCAAUAGGGUCAGGACUUCCAAGUAGUUCAGCUGCACCAAUAUCAAACUUGGCGUCAUCGUUUGGGUUUUCACGAGCAGAUAUGAACCAACCAAACUUUGAUCUGUCCGACUUUCCAUCGCUAGGCAACAAAAUUAAUGCUUCAAACUCUAUGUCCUCUGCAAGAAAUUAUGCGGGAUUUUCUCAUGUUGCAGUUGGUAUGGUAAAAAACCCAGUACAGGACCAGACUCCGGAGUUUCAGAUACAACAAGAAGAUUUCCCAGCAUUACCUGGUGCUCAAAGUACAUUAUCAAUGUUUGUCUCUGAUCCUCAAAAUGCAGGUAACACAGACCCGUCAAAGAAACAGCCUACCAACUUAAUAACAGGAUCCUCAUAUGAACAAGCUUUAAACAAAGAUAGCAAGUUUCCUGGAGAUAAAGCUAGCUCAUCAGCGCAACGGAAAGGCAUACAAGUGCAUAAUGAUGGUCGUGUAACGAAUAUCCCACAAGGAAUGGUGCCUGAUCAGUUUGGUAUUGUUGGUUUGUUGACGUUUAUAAAAUCAGCAGAGACAGACCCCAGUCUUGUUGCCCUGGCACCUGGCAUGGAUCUCACCACACUUGGACUGAAUCUCAACUCACCUGAUAACUUGUAUAGUACUUUCCAGUCACCUUGGGUAGACCUACCAUGUAGGCCGCAAGAUAUUGAUUUCCAUGUCCCAGCAGAGUAUUUAACAAAUAUAUAUGUACGAGAUAAGCUUGCACCAAUCAAAUUGAAUCGUUAUGGAGAAGAUUUAUUAUUUUUCUUGUUUUAUAUGAAUGGUAGUGAUGUAUUACAACUGGCAGCAGCCGCUGAACUAUACAAUCGAGACUGGCGAUAUCAUAAAGAAGAGCGGGUGUGGAUCACCAGAGCUCCCGGUGUAGAACCACUUGUCAAAACUAACGCAUAUGAGCGAGGAACUUACUAUUUCUUUGAUGCGCAGAAUUGGCGAAAAGUUGCAAAAGAAUUUCAUCUUGAAUAUGAUAAAUUAGAAGAACGUCCAUCACUGCCGCCAACAUUACAUCAUAAUCCCAAUCAGCCAAUUGCAGCUCACUAGCACAUGGCAAUAAGUCUGUUUUUUAAAUUGAAUGUGCAAUCAGGGUGAUUUAAGUGCUUAUUAACAGUCCGGGUUGUUCAGAUAGAUUAGAAGCAUUCAUUUGUGUGACAUAAAUGUUAAAACAUAAAGGUUAGAUUACAUAGAUCCUAUUUAAACAAAUUUACAUUCCAGGAUAUGUAACAAAGGGGAAAUAUUGAGUAUUACUUAAAAUAUUCAUAUGCAUACAUUCUGAUUAUAAAUUUGAGGAGCAAGUCAUUAUUAAAGAUAAGGUACUUAGUACUGUAUUCUAAUGAUUUUUAUCUUAACUGGAAUAAAUAUAUUUAUUGUUAGGUAUCUAUAUAUAAGAGUUUAGUCUAAAAGUUAAAUCUAUAUCUGAUUAAAGAAAGGGUUGUAACUAACUGUCAGUAUGUCGUAACUAAAACAGUAUUAUAUUUUACCUUUGAUAAAAAUAAGACAAAUAACUGUCAGAAACUUUAAAUUUUAUGUUUCCUGAUACUGUAAGUUAUUUUUAAAUAUAAAUGUAUAAUAAUAAUGCCCUUAGGGACCUGUGAUGGACAACUUCCUUGUUGUACAUGCACAAUUUACCCUAUCUGGACACUUGAUUCCCCUGUAGCUAUGUGAGAGUUAACUUCUCUUCAAUACAUCAAGUUAUCUCACCUGUUAAAGUGAAAUCACCCAUUGAGAGCUAUCAUUAUUAUGCUGGUUUUUACCUGUCCAAAAACCAUGAGAAAUAAAUAACAUAGAAGUGUGCUGAAGGCAACAUUGUCUGAUUAAAGAACAAAUAUCAAACAAGUGCUAAAAUUUUCUAUUUUGUUCAAAAUUUUAUUUGGUCCCAUUAUAUUUUUUUUUUGAUUAUAUCCAUUGUUUUAUAAAUUCAAUAUUUAAUGUCUAUGGUAUUCCUUUAGUUGAGAUUCAAUGGCAAUAGAUAGGAAACAAAUAUUUGGAAUGGUCAUUAAUUUUCAAUAUCAUUGAAAAAAAAAUGUAAAACUGAAAUUUUGAAUUUGAAUCUGUUACUGUGUCAUGAUGCUAUAUUUGUUUCAUGGUCUUACCAUUCUUUGACUUUAGAACAGUCAAUUAAAGAUUUGAAAAAUUUUAAUAACAGAAUAGCCAACAGUAUAGAGGCUGAUCCGGCUGGUCAUUAUUGUUGGUAUAAGUUAAUAUCGUCACCACAGAUUCAUAUUUAUACAUGCUGGUUUUAAAUGUUAUUUAGGAGAAAUAUUUUUAAUUUCUGUUGGUUAAUUAUCUAUUUUAUUAACACCUUAAACUUUAUAUGUGAAAAAAUGGUAAAACAUCAUUUCAUGCAUAUGAAUAAGUAUUUAGUUGUUUGUAUUCAGUUAUUUUCUGUAAGGCAUUAUAUUUCUGUUGAUGAUUAUUUUUACCUUGAUGUGAAUAUACAUUAUAUAUUAGGACAAAUGAUGAUGCAGGUAGUUUUUUUGUGUUAUUUAUUUGUUAUGGUUUGGCUUUAUAAGACUGGCAUUUAUCAUGUAUAUAAAAGAUUAAACAUGUCAACAAACAUU